AUGCUCAGUCUCCGUCAGAUACAAUGCAGGCUCUUUAAGGAGGACAACCUCCAUGUACAGAAGGAGAACCAGGCUUUCCUGGCCCUGAUCUAGUAAGUGAAAUUCAGGGAAGAAGAAAGAUAAACAUAUUCAAAUAAGAUUUUUGCCUAUAUCUACUUACCUGGAGGUCUUAGCCAUGACACGCUGAUGCUCAACAGUCAUUCUGGCCCUCUGGCUCAGAUGGAAAUGAUUUUGAGUCAGAGGAAGAAAGAACGUGCUUGAAGACUGCUUCUUUUCCAGAGGAAGGGGUCAUUAAUUGACUCUGUAAUGAUUUGAGGAGGCCAGAAAGAGGAAGUAAGAUUUAGUGAUGAAAGUUUUGCUUAUAUUUUUUAGCUUACACGUUUUGCUUACAUGUGGCUGAAACUGACAGAGAUGCCAUGUAAAGCAGCUGCUCCUGGUGCAACAUUAGCAGUUAAUGUCACUGGAGGAAUAACAGACCAGACCACUACCUCAAAGACAGCUCAGUGACGUAACAUAUAAAACAAUUCCUGGACUGAGGUGGUGCCUAUAGGUUUGGUCUUCCACAUCAUGGUGACCUGCAGAGGAGCAGUGUAUUCCCUUGGGGAUUGUGCUCAUGCAAGGAAAUAG
Egretta garzetta (little egret) is the source of this 627-nucleotide messenger RNA. RefSeq names its product calicin (gene CCIN). Gene Ontology annotation, molecular function: protein binding. Lineage: Eukaryota; Metazoa; Chordata; Aves; Pelecaniformes; Ardeidae. The record is from RefSeq and is a predicted model, not a curated record.